GGAGGCGGGGCGGAAGUCUGGCGAGCGAGGGGGCGGCCUGAGCGCGGCGCCUGGAGCCGGAGAAGAAGCUCCCGCCUCCGCGCCGGUGCCCGCGCCCGUGCCCGUGCCGCCGAGGGCGCCCGCGUCGAGGCUCUGGCCUCGACUGACGGACGAGGGACGGCGCAUUAACUCAGAGUUGGAAAGGAUUGUGUCCAAGAUGAGCCAUCCAGGAGAUUAAAGGGGUUCCUCCUCCAAGUCCUUUUUUCUGGUUGUUUUGUGGCUUUGGUUCCUGACUUUCAAAUCCAGCUCCACCCGCUCCCUGUAUCCGGAAUGUUCCUGACACUCUCAAGAAAAAACAUGUCUCAGAAGCUGAGUUUGUUGUUGCUGGUGUUCGGCUUCAUCUGGGGGUUGAUGUUGCUUCACUACACGUUCCAACAUCCGAGACAUCCCAGCAGCAUGGAGCUGCGGGAGCAGAUCCUGGACUUAAGCAAAAGAUACGUGAAAGCUUUGGCCGAGGAGAAUAAGAGCCUUGUGAAUGGCGAGAAUGGGGCGUCUCUGGCUGGAUACGCUGAUUUGAAAAGAACCAUUGCCGUCCUCCUGGAUGAUAUUUUACAGCGCCUAGUGAGACUGGAGAGCAGAGUGGACUACAUUGGGCUCAGCGACUCAGCUGCCAACGUCACCAACGGCACCAGCGGCAAUCUCUUGCCUGGCACUCCCAGUAAGAGAAUCAAUGCAUCGGGACACAUCAGAUAGCGGCCCAUGAGUCCCUCGGGCCACGACACGAGCCAUGCCACGUGGCUCGUCUCCCCUCCCAGAAAUGCUGUGGAAUCUCUCUGGCUCGGGCAGAGGCCAUCGCUGGCUAUCGAUGGUCUACUGACGUUUUCCAAGGAGCGUGUGGGAUCCAUGGAACCUUCAUUUCUGUAUAUAAUUGAAAGAGAUGGUUGAUGUGUUACUUUCAGGCAAGUUUCUGCCUUUGCUGGUAUUUAUCCUGGCACCAGAGUUGGUGUAAUAAACAGGUGGGUGGAGUACAAAGCUCUUGUGUUUGGGGCAAAGCUCAAACCAUUCAAGAGACAUAGGAGCUAAUUUCUAUAUUUAUUUAAGUAGAAAUAUGUGUCUUUUGGACAAGUGGAAAAUAUUGUAGUUGAAUCAUUUUCAUCUUUUCAACAGACAUAACUCAUAAACGUCAAACUAAUGCUGUUGGGAAAUGUGUAUAUUUACAGUAUUAUAUUUUGUUACUAGUUGUUGAUACAGAAUAGGUUAUGAUGUUGAGAAUAUUUUAAAAUCAUGACCCAAAGAAUGUCUUUAUUUGCACUAUUUGCCAGAAUAUCUAAAGAGAGAUUGCUGUAUAUUUAAACAUUUCAUUUGCGAAAGCAUAACCUUGAAAAUAGGUAGUAACUACCGUUCAGAAUGUUUGUGUUCCAAACAUUGGAACAAUUAGAUUAUCAACAGCAAAGUGAACACAAUCUCCUACUUAGAUAUUUCAUUUUCUUAUCUACAUUCGAAGAAAAAAAUAAAUAUUUUAUAGCAGUUAAUUAAAAAUAAGUUAAUUUAAAUGAAGAGUUAUGGUUUCCAGAUAUGUGAAUAUUUUCAUCAUUUCUCUUUUCAUGUCGAACCCCUGGACAGUUUGUGCUGGCAGCAUGGUGCAUUAUCUCUUUAUUCUGGGUUAUAUUUUUUUUUUGUACUGAAUUAAAGGGAGAAAAAUGAAUCUAGUCAGGGAACUGAAGUAGGAGAUGGGGGUGGUGCUCUAGAUGGAUGUUUCUCACAAGGAGAGAUGUUGGGGAGGGAUUCUGGUGAAAUGGAAAGUCAGGGAAAUAUUGGUUCUUACAUGUGGACUCUACUUACAGGAAACUUAAUGUGACAAUCUGGCUUUAUAUAGUAGCUCCAUUAGAGGAGGGUUAUUUACUUUACAAAAUGCUUCUUUUAAGUAGUAGGCUUUCAGGUUGUCUAGAGCAAAGGUAUCAGAUGCACUACCCAAAACUAGACUAAAAUGUCAUUGGGGAAUAUUUAACAGAAUAAUUAAAAGUGUAGUAGGAUAUAAAUAAUGUUAAUAUAUGGUUUUCUAGGUUAAUCUGUGCCCUGCAGUGAUCCUUAUAUAUGGUUUUGUGGCCCUGUUUCUAUUUGUGGUGGACUUCAUUGUUUUAGCAGAUAAUUAUACCAAUUUAACUUAGAACUUUUCAAGAAUACAUUUAUUAUAUAAAACAUAAGUUUUUCAAGAAUAGCUUUUAGCUCUUUUUCAUAGAAUCAGAGAAUGUAUAAAGUACAGAUGUGGAGACUGAGGCCCAGAGGAGUCUGGCGACUUUGCUGGUGAGUAGCCUUCGUUUGCUAAGGAGGGAGUUAAUGAGGAGGGAACCCUAGGAGCUGGUAAGGAGGUUCAGACAGCAACAUCUGGAGGGAUGAGGAGUGAGUUUUGACAGGACAGUCGUAAGGCGAGCAGGCGAGAUUCACUGUUACAAGCCUCACUGCCCUCCCCUGGAGGAAUCUCAGCAAGUGGAAGAAAGGGUGCAUUGUUGGUGACAGCCACCUUGGGGAUCGUCUAGGGGAGCCUGAGCGGAUUCUCACUCGGGAUCUUGCACAUCAAGCCAAGCAAAGCUUAGCUUAACUUUUCCUUUGUGUAAACAGGUCCACUUGUCAUCACGAUUGCCCUCUCUGGUUCAUCAUUUUACCUUGUUCUCAAUUCCUCAGCUACAUGCAGCACAGUGUCUGUGUGUUUAACUGUACUGAAUUAAGUUUUGCAGGGUUGCAUUUGGGAAUAUUCAUUCCUGAAACAUGCUGUCAUGUUGUACCAAUUAUGAAAAUAUUUUACUAAAACAAAAAUGGAAAAUUUCAGGUGCUUUUCAUAUUUAGAGGUAGCUGUCUGAAUUCUUCUGCAGCCGCCCUAUAGACUAGCGCUGUGUAAGUGAAGAAACGGCACAGGCCACAGCAGGGUGAAAUGUGGAAUGUGUUUGGUUGGACCUAAUUGGUUUUUUUCAGGGAAAAAAUAAAAUAUUUGUACUUGUAAAAAUUG
Trichosurus vulpecula (common brushtail) is the source of this 2983-nucleotide messenger RNA. It is a transcript of the gene CCDC126, whose product is annotated as coiled-coil domain containing 126. The transcript is spliced from 3 exons. NCBI's taxonomy places the organism in Eukaryota, Metazoa, Chordata, Mammalia, Diprotodontia, Phalangeridae. The record is from RefSeq and is a predicted model, not a curated record. Bases 310 to 732 code for a protein of 140 amino acids.